This is a messenger RNA of Sphenostylis stenocarpa, 2535 nucleotides long. The record is from the annotation of a GenBank genome assembly. NCBI's taxonomy places the organism in Eukaryota, Viridiplantae, Streptophyta, Magnoliopsida, Fabales, Fabaceae.
AUGGGAGCUCUGGCUACAUUAGCUCCUUGGAUUCCCGAGGACGAUCUUUUGCUCAAGAACGCCGUUGAGGCUGGUGCUUCACUAGAGUCACUUGCUAAAGGUGCAGUGCAAUUUUCUCGAAAAUAUAAUAUUAGAGAGAUACAGGAUAGAUGGUAUUCUCUCCUCUAUGAUCCUGUCAUUUCUGCGGAAGCUUCUACGGGUAUGACAAACUUUGAGCUUUCAGCUUCGCCUCUCCCAUCGAAAUUCUAUAGGUUUGGACAUUCCAAAGAACAUAAAGUUGUUUCAGCUAAAAGAAAGUCUGAAAGUGUUCGCAAUUUGUAUUAUGCUAGGCGCAAAAGAAUUCGCAAUAGCAUAUUAACCUCCAUGGACUUAAGUUUUCUAGUCGAUCCGGUAAAUGGUAAUUAUGCAGAGCAUGGAAGUGACGACCCCUUGUCUGGAAACUGCAUGCCUGAAGGUGGAACUUCAAAUCAUUUUUCAAAUCUCCCAGCUCAGUAUGAUUUUCCUUGUGAAAAUGUGAUGGAUGAUAACGUAGCUUCUGAUGCCGGUGUGUUUUUCCCUGGAGUUGAAAAUGCAGUUGAAAAGAAUUUGCCUGUCAAACUAAAGAGUGUGUUUAAGGAAGAACCUCAAUUUCUUGGAGACAAUGUGCCUUUGGAUGGAGCUGUUGAGGAGUUGGAUGUUCCUAGAGAAUUGACCAUAGAUGGGUGGAUUGGAGACAAUGAUUUAGAGACAAUGCCUUUGGCCACAUUGGAUCACAUCAACAGUGCCCCUGGAAAUAUGUGUCCUGAUUUUGAUGAAAACAAUGUAUUUGAUUCAUCGGAGUUAGAGUGUGGAACAUCGUUUAACUUAUCUUCUCUUCCUGAAAUACCAGUCUGGAGUAUAGAUGAGGGCAUUCAAGAACCUGAUAUGCCAUGCGAUGGUUUUAACGAUUCUACUGCUUGUGGGGAGGCUUAUUUGGAAGAACUGUCCAAUUCUCUCCUCAACUUCAGUAGUGAGGAAGAACUCUUUCUGAUGGAUGUUGAUGGAGAAGAAGGGAUUGACAAGUCUUACUUUGAUGGUCUGAGUUCACUCCUAACUUCUACAAUUGAUGCUAAUCCAAGUCAAGUCCCUAAAAGGGAUGAAACAGAGUCGUUAAUGGCCUCACAGGCACAUGUUAUAAAUCAGCCAGUUUCAUGUAGCAAAGAGGUAGAUGACAACCCAGGGUCAGCCGCUAGUGGUGUACAAGUAGUUCACAAAUUAGAGUUCCAAUUAUCAUCUCCUCCCUUGGUUGAAGACCCCCAAUUUCCUGAACUAACUAAUGAAGUUUCUUCCUGUUCACUGAACACUGAGGAACAAGAAAUUCCAGAUAAUGAAGAUGUUUUCCUACCAUUUGAUGUUCCUCCUGUCAUAUUUCCCCCUUCAUCUAAACUAAUUUUUAAAGCUUCCAAAAAACCAAUUUCAUCAUCUGUUCAGGAUUAUGGAUUUAAUAAGCAUAGAGCUAGUGAAAGGGGUAAAACUUUGAUGCAUGUAGAAAAGAAAACCCGUGUAGAAUCUCAUGCAUCUUCUCAGAUGACGGGAUCUCUUUGCUUCCCAGGACCUGAUGGUGGUUCUAAGGCAAAAUUUGAGUUGCCUGGUAAUCAUCCAUCACACGCAGUAUCUAUGAGUUCUGUUACUGUUCCUGGUCGCUUUGGUGGAAAUGAUACUGCAAACACUACUAAUGCUCUUCUGCAUGCAAAUAAAAAGGAAGAAGCUACCAAUGCUGGCUUGGCAAAGGAUCCCAGCAAUCGUGUGGCUUAUCCUUUCGUUAAGAAAUCAGCUGCUGAUUCUAAUGACUCAAGAAAUCAUGCCCAACUUAAUGGUUCUAGCAUAAAAAGUGAACAAGAUUUAGCUUUGCCACUUCAAGAUCACCAGUUGCAAUGUGCUGAAGUGGGAUCCUCAGAUGUUCUUGAGUCAGAGCUGGUGGCAAAUCCUCCAACAUUAGACGAGGAAGAGCAAUAUAUAGAGAGUGACGAUGAGCUUCCUUCUUAUUCUGAUGUAGAAGCGAUGGUACUUGAUAUGGACUUCGAUCCUGAUGAUCAUCAGGAUUCUUCUUAUAACGAGGAAGUAUCAAGAUAUCAAAAUGUGGAAAGUAAGCGAGCUAUUAUGAGGCUAGAACAGGGUAUCCAUUCUUGUAUUCAGAGAGCUAUUGAAGCACAUGGAGCAUUUGCCAUUUUAUAUGGUCGCUACUCAAAGCAUUAUAUUAAGAAACCUGAGGUUCUUCUUGGACGAGCAACAGAAGGUUUUCCUGUGGACAUUGACUUGAGCAAAGGAGGGCAUAGCAAUUCAGUAUCUCGACGUCAGGCAAUUAUAAAGAUGGAUAAAGAGGGAUCAUUUUACAUAAAAAACUUCGGCAAGAGUUCAGUCCUGGUAAAUAGCAAAGAAGUGCACACUGGUCAGUCUCAAAGACUGCAUACUAAUUAUCUGAUUGAGGUGAGGGGCAUACCGUUGAUAUUUGAGGUAAAUCAAAAUCGGGUGAAGCAGUACCUGGAUCACAUUUCUGACAAUUCACAGACCUUUUAG